AUGAGUCGCGAUCACGUGCUGGGUUGCGCCAUACACCGCCUCUUGGACGUGACGCAACGACUCCCCUGGAACGACGAAGACGGGGAGAAUGACUGGACUGCCCAGUGGUCGGAGGUCUGUGCUCCCGCAUCCGAAGGUUGUCCCUGCAACGAGAUGUGGGAGCAGCAGUGCACCGAGUUUGGCCAGAAGUUCUGCAUUCCCAAGAGCGACCAAUGCCCCCUGGACUGCGGGGAGAUGGGCCACUGCUGGCACUUCGACGGUCACUCGCCCCGGACGUGCGAAGCUUCGGGCUUCGGGGCGGAGGAAAAGGAAAGGUCGACUUUUGGGUACACGGGCGAGGACCGGAAACGUGUGGAGACCUGCAUGACGGAGUCCGGCUGCGUGUGCAAGGAUGACGAGCUGUCCUGUACCAAUCCGGACCGGGGAACGAGUGUUCGGUUGGCCAAGAUUCCCGACACGCAGAAGACCGAGUGCAUGCCAAAGGCAUACUACACCGACUGCCCGGUGCAGUGCGCAGAGAACGAGAUCAUUUGCGGCACCGUGGGCUUCGAUGAGAACGGCUGGACGACCUGGACAGACUACUGCCACGCUGGCCAAGAGUGCCCGGUGUCCUGCGAUUCCACCACGGCCAAGCAGUGCCCGGGGGAGGACUGGUGCAUGGCUACGUCGGACACUUGCCCGGUGGUCUGCACGGAGUCGCAGACCUACUGCUGGGUGGACAACUUCGGGACGGACUACAGCUGGACCGGCAGCACGGAGACGUGUGUGGACGCUGGCCAGCCCUGCCCCUGCGGCACUGGAAUGAGCAGGUGCUCGGAUCCCUUCACCCAGGAAAGCUGGUGCGAACACGAGAUCAGUUUGGGUGCCCGGUCAUUUGCGACCCUGUGA
This is a messenger RNA of Effrenium voratum, 888 nucleotides long. The record is from the annotation of a GenBank genome assembly. Lineage: Eukaryota; Dinophyceae; Suessiales; Symbiodiniaceae.